Trichoderma atroviride IMI 206040 is the source of this 876-nucleotide messenger RNA. The record is from RefSeq and is a predicted model, not a curated record. Lineage: Eukaryota; Fungi; Ascomycota; Sordariomycetes; Hypocreales; Hypocreaceae.
AUGGCAGUAGAGCUCAGGCUUGGCCCUCCAGACGAAUCUCUCAGGGAUAUUCUCAUUCAACAUCGAGAGCAUCUUGAGUGGCCGACCUAUAACGAGAAUUAUCAUUCCAUCGUGGAAACGAUGCGAACAUUUGUGGCUUGUUAUUAUAUUUCUUCUUGUAUCGCAUUGGCAAUGCGAAAACCAACGCAUUUCAAGUACAGUAGCAAUGUCGCAGAAUGCUGUAGACUGUUGACGUGCAUUCCACAAGCUGCAUCGGACAAAUUGCUGUCAUGUUUUGUGCAAUUGCAGAAGCUGGCCGAGGAAAUUGAUCAGCUAUUUCAAUACAGCAACAAGGAGGCUUUAUGCAAUAUGGAUUAUGUCCAAAUAAACGCUACGAUGAGGAAUUUUAGAGGGAAGCUUGAUCAGUUAGUACAGCAAUUUCCACCAGAGACAAAGGCAAACAGUGCGUAUUUUCCGACCCCCUUAUCAAUGGAAUCAGAGCUGUUGUAUGCCAUUCUCGUACUGGCUGCCGGCACACUUGGCGGCAUUGCUGUGGGAGAACCAGGCCAAUUGCGCGAUUGCGCAGACAUUGCUACCUAUCUUACGGCCCUCAAGGACAAAAUGCAGGCCAUGGGAUCAAUGACAGAGAAUGGGCAAGUGAGGCGCGAUUAUUUCUGGAAAAUGAUGCAGUUCUUUAAGCAUUGUUUAAACUGGACAUUGAGAUCUGCCGGAACUCAGAGCCAUACAGCAGGUAACUGCUUGUGCAGCAGGGAUAAUGACAUGUCUUUUACGACGAUCCUGGAGAACGUGCCCGAAGAAGAGGUAGUACAAGAUGUAGAGACAUUCAAUAUUUUAGACAUGAGUUGGAUCAUAGAUACGUCACAAUUAUCGCCAUAG